AUGCUUACCACCAAGUCAGCCGGCUGGAAGAGCCUGCAUAUCCUCCGAGCGCAGUUGACAGGCAAACUAGCCAGAUUCUCGAGGAAUGGCAGGAGCGCAGAGCGGCCCCCGCAGCUGCAGAACGACGCGGCGUUCUUGGAGGCGGAUCUACGCUACAUCUUCACAAUCAUCCCCCUGAUUUCGCAUAUCCCAGAUCAUCAGACCGAAAGCCUUGACCAAAGAGCACAGGACCUCCUGUCUACUUGGACCCGGAAGACCAAAGGGCCCGGACUCGAGGGGUUACAUGGCCCUGCAAAAACCGAUCUCAUAGCGCUCGGAAGUUUGCACCCACAGCUAGGGUCUUUGCUUAUCCUCAUAAGCACCACCGAUGGUCAAUUCAACCUGUUCAACGGCCAAGGCUUGUCGCUUUUUCGAGUGCCUGAAGAGAAGCUCAGGAGCAUUGCCCUCGAUCGUGUCGCUCGUACUAAAGAGCUCUUGGAGCGUCUUGCAAAUGACGGACAACCACAGGAGAGUCUACAAUUGAAGCCACCGCCACCCCUUGAUGUUUGCCAGGAAGAACCAUGGUCGAGCCGGGGCCUACAUGGAAGACAUGCAAGCGCUUGGGUUAGCACACUGUUCCAGGAGCUCCGACAGCGCAAUUGUGGACGGCUCCACGAGAUCAAGCUGAAGGUGCAGGAUGAGUGGGAUACUCCCCUGGAUUUGUUUCUUUCCUGCUGCUUGGAUGAACAUGGCUGGCAUCAGGCCAAAUGCGGGAUAUACCAAGCCAUGGCCGACGAGAGACGGGAUGACGGGAUAUGCGCAGCAAUCCAACGGGCAAAGACGCUGGGCAGAGCGAUAUAUCUGUCAAUCGACGAGCGAGGCUCUUUCGACGUUUCCGACGCAAUGCCGAGGAUUCUCUCAUCCGCGACACGGUUCACCGCAGAGACGCUUGGGGAAUUGCUCGAUCAAAAGACUCUGACACGAAUCACCCCCAGCGACUAUUUGACAGGCGCCGCAGUGGACAAAUUCAGCUCCCGAGAGAAGGCGAUCCUCGCCCUCAACUUGGCCAAAUGCCUGAUGCAGUUUUUCGACGAUGAUAUCGAGCUUGCUUCGCAUAGCUGGAAGCCGGAGAGUAUAUACUUCCUCCGGUCCUCGCGAGCCCAGCACGGCGACCGCUCCUUGUACAUUUCCCUCAGACCAAGCACUCGGAACUCCAAGCCGUCCCAAUCAGUGAGUGAAGUUGGGCCCGGAAACCCGAUUUUACUGUCAUUCGCCAAGCUGUUGCUUGAAAUUGAGAACGGCGAGAAAAUAUCGAUGGAGAUUUAUCCUGAAAGCAGAGCAAACCUUCCCAACUGGGGCGGGAUGUGCGAUCUCGUUGACAGGGCUGAGAGAGAUGGAGGGGGAAGUUACCUCCGAGCGGUGGAAGGCUGUCUCUAUUUGCACAUGGCCUUGCGCAAGUCCCAGCAUCAAUCAACAGACAACAUUGGCGACGCCAUCCGGAAGACCAUUCACGAGCAGAUUGUUCAAAACCUCGAACUGCUAGUGAAUCCUCAGACCUCGAAGCGUAAGCGACGAGAUUCCGUCUCUGAGCUCCAUAUUUCCAAGAAACUGUCAGUCGACCCUGGACGAUCUGAUCCGGUCACGCCGCCACCGCGACAAACUACGGCACCGCAUCCCGCGAAGUCUGUUCGGCCUGCGAGUCGAAGUGACUUCGAAAUUGCGAUCGUCUGUGCGCUACCACUUGAAUUCGACGCUGUCUGCGCCCUCGUUGACGAGUUCUGGGAUGGUGAUUACGGUAGGGGAAGUAACGACCUGAACAUAUACACCAAUGCCCGCAUAGGGAAAUUCAAUGUGGUCCUUCUUCUACUUCCCAACAUGGGCAAAGUUGCAGCUGCAGGCACAGCGGCCCAUUUACGGUCAAGCUACCCAGCUCUAAGCCUCGUUCUUUUGACCGGAAUAUGCGGAGGUGUCCCUUUUCCAAGUAACGGCGAGGAACUCUUGCUAGGCGACGUUGUCAUCAGCAGGCGCAUCGUGCCAUAUGAUUUUGGCAGACGAUAUCCGGACAAAUUCGAACCAAAGGACGCUGCCGAGGACAGCGGUAGUGGAGCACCCAAGAACGUGCGCAACCUGCUUGCAAUGCUCCAGACGAAUGUCGGACGCGAGAGGCUUGAGGAGCUGACCGUCAGCCACCUCCAAGACAUCCAAGCCAGGACUUCUCGGAAGCCUCGAGGCGCUAAGUACAAAUACCCAGGGGCAUCGAAAGACCGGCUCUUCAAGCCCGACUACCGGCACAAAAGACAUGCCUCUCUUAUAACCGCGCUGAAGACGCCGAAAGUUUCAAUAUGCGCCGAGACCAAAACCUACGGCGCCUCAUGCGAAGACGCCUGUUGCGACCCGGGACAGGUCCUAAGUCGAGAACAAAUCGACUUCAAGCGGCAGCUAGAGAAAGACGGCGAGACUAAAGCGGCCCAGGCCCCGUCUAUCUUCGUUGGGAGGAUAGGGUCUGGGGACACAGUCAUGAAGUCUGGGGAGGAACGCGACAAAUUGGCGUCCGCCCAUGAUCUUAUCGCAUUCGAGAUGGAGGGCGCUGGGGUAUGGGAUGAACUGCCCUGCGUCGUUGUCAAGGGCGUCUGCGACUAUGCCGAUAGCCACAAGAACAAGGACUGGCAGCACUUUGCGGCUGCGACUGCGGCGUCGGCUACAAAGGCACUACUGGGCUGGUAUAUUGGACGGGCAAGUGGUUCUGGGGCUUGA
Messenger RNA from Aspergillus mulundensis, 2733 nucleotides. RefSeq lists its product as uncharacterized. The transcript has 3 exons. NCBI's taxonomy places the organism in Eukaryota, Fungi, Ascomycota, Eurotiomycetes, Eurotiales, Aspergillaceae. Gene Ontology annotation, molecular function: catalytic activity. Bases 1 to 2733 code for a protein of 910 amino acids. Gene Ontology annotation, biological process: nucleoside metabolic process. The record is from RefSeq and is a predicted model, not a curated record.